This is a messenger RNA of Naegleria gruberi, 510 nucleotides long. RefSeq lists its product as uncharacterized. The record is from RefSeq and is a predicted model, not a curated record. Gene Ontology annotation, biological process: regulation of phosphatidylinositol 3-kinase/protein kinase B signal transduction; phosphatidylinositol 3-kinase/protein kinase B signal transduction; protein dephosphorylation. The transcript is spliced from 5 exons. Gene Ontology annotation, molecular function: phosphatidylinositol-3,4,5-trisphosphate 3-phosphatase activity; protein tyrosine phosphatase activity. The annotation marks the transcript as partial. Gene Ontology annotation, cellular component: cytosol; nucleus; cell projection. Lineage: Eukaryota; Heterolobosea; Eutetramitea; Acrasida; Naegleriidae.
AUGAAUAUUGCUAGAAGAUUAGUUUCAAAGAAAAAGAAGAGGUAUCAAGAAGGUGGUUUUGAUCUUGAUUUGACAUAUGUAACACCAAAUAUUAUUGCCAUGGGUUUUCCGAGUGUUGGAAAGGAAGCAUUAUUUCGUAAUCCAAUGGAAGAAGUACAAAGAAUGUUAAAAAGAAAUCACGGAGAACAUUACAAGGUUUAUAAUUUAUGUUCUGAAAAAACCUAUGAACCUUCUUCUUUUGAAGGAAGAGUUGAAAGAUUUCCAUUUGAUGAUCAUAAUGCUCCACCAUUUGAAAUGAUGUUACCUUGUUGUCGUUCUAUGGAUGAAUGGUUAAAACAAGAUCCAAGAAAUGUUGCAAUUAUUCACUGUAAAGCAGGUAAAGGAAGAACUGGUACAAUGAUAUGUGCCUAUUUAUUAUAUAAUGGAUCUCAUAAAGAUCCAAUCAAUUCAAUGGAUUUCUAUGCAGAAUCUAGAACUAGAAAUAAGGAAGGUGUAACAAUUCCUUCUCAG